Messenger RNA from Oncorhynchus masou masou (cherry salmon), 667 nucleotides. Its product is annotated as tumor protein p53-inducible protein 11-like. NCBI's taxonomy places the organism in Eukaryota, Metazoa, Chordata, Actinopteri, Salmoniformes, Salmonidae. The transcript is spliced from 5 exons. Bases 10 to 444 code for a protein of 144 amino acids. The record is from RefSeq and is a predicted model, not a curated record.
CUCAGUCAGAUGCUGGGGAAUGACAUCAAGUAUCAGGUGCGAGAGCCUGUUGGUCUAAGGCUCUGGAUCGCCAUCUCUGCGUUUGCCUUCACAGUUAUGGCCUUGAUGGCCCUGGUGUGUCCCAACCAGCUCUACGAGGUGGUGUUUGAAGAGGAGAUCAGCAACACCAGCAUCUCCAUCAGGCUCUAUGGAGGAGCACUACUCAGUCUGUCCCUCAUCUUGUGGAAUGGAGUGUAUACACAGGAGAAGGUCAUCAUUCAAUGGACUCUGCUCAGUGAAGCAUGCUACUUUGCUGUCCAGUUUUUAGUUACGUCUGUCACCCUGGUGGAGAUGAGCUUGUUGCCCAACGCUGCCGUCCUCCUCCUCCUCAGCCGGGUGCUCUUCCUCCUGGUCACUCUCUUCUAUUACUACCACCUGGGGAGAGGACGAGCCAAGAAGAUCUGAGAUGGAGGGAGGGGAGGAGAGAGGACGAGCCAAGAAGAUCUGAGAUGGAGGGAGGGGAGGAGAGAGGACGAGCCAAGAAGAUCUGAGAUGGAGGGAGGGGAGGAGAGAGGACGAGCCAAGAAGAUCUGAGAUGGAGGGAGGGGAGGAGAGAGGACGAGCCAAGAAGAUCUGAGAUGGAGGGAGGGAGGAGAGAGGACGAGCCAAGAAGAUCUGAGAUGGAGGG